Sinocyclocheilus rhinocerous is the source of this 3192-nucleotide messenger RNA. Its product is annotated as NACHT, LRR and PYD domains-containing protein 12-like. The record is from RefSeq and is a predicted model, not a curated record. NCBI's taxonomy places the organism in Eukaryota, Metazoa, Chordata, Actinopteri, Cypriniformes, Cyprinidae. Gene Ontology annotation, molecular function: protein binding.
AUGAUGGCAUCUGUUUCAGAGCUGCUUUAUAAUACUCUAGAUGACCUGGUAGAAGACGAUCUGAAGAGAUUUAGGCGUCUCUUAAAAGAUGAUAAGAAAAUUAGAGCUGGUAAACUGGAGAAUGCUGGUGUCACUGACAUAGUGGAUCUGAUGCUGGAGUGUUAUGGAGAUGAUGAAGCUGUGAAGAUCACACUGAACAUCCUGAGGAAGAUUAACCAGAACCAGCUGGCUGAAGACUUACAGGAGAAUUCAGAAGGUAAAAACAAUACUGAUCACCAGUAAUAUUUUGGGCUGCAAAACUUCUUGAAAACUCACAAAACGAACAUGAGGGAGAAAGUAGAAUACAUUUUCGAGGGUAUAAAUGGAAUGGAAGCACAUCUCAAGGAUGUUUACACAGAACUCUUCGUUACCGAGGGGGACAUUAAAGAAGUCAAUUGUGAACAUGAGGUUUUGCAGAUUGAUGAUUCUUUUAAAAUCUGUAAAUCACAGGACAGGCCAAUCAAAUGCAAUGAUGUAUUCAGUCGGAACACAAAUAAGAAGAAAAAGAUUGUGCUGACCAAAGGCAUCGCUGGCAUUGGAAAAACAGUCUCCGUACACAAGUUCAUUCUGGACUGGGCUGAAGAAGAAGCCAAUGUUGAUAUAAACUGUGUGUUUCUGCUUCCAUUCCGCAAGAUUAACUGCAUUAAAGACAAAGAGAUUAGUCUGCAUGAGUUUCUACAGAAAUUUAAUCCUGAACUGAACGACCUGGAAACAGCAAAGAUAAAUAAGCUGUAUAGUUGUAAGCUUGCAUUUAUCUUUGAUGGACUGGACGAGAGUCAACUGCCUUUGGAUUUUGACAGUGGAAUGGUGACGAGUGUUGAGGAGCGAUCAUCUGUAGAUCAGCUGGUUACAAGUCUGGUGAACGGGACUCUGCUUCCAUCAGCUCUCAUCUGGAUUACAUCACGACCAGCAGCAGCCAAUCAGAUCUCUCCUGAGUAUGUAGGGCUGUUCACUGAGGUGCGAGGAUUCACUGACCAGCAGAAGGAGGAGUUCUUCAGAAAGAGGGUCACAGAUGAGACUCAAGCCUCCAGACUGAUCUCACACAUUAAGAAAUCUCACAGCCUCUAUAUCAUGUGCUACAUUCCAGUGUUUUGUAAGAUCACAGCCACUGUUCUUCAAGACACCCUCAUUGGAAACAAUGCGGAGACCAUCAAUACAACACUCACUGAAAUGUACAUCCACUUCCUGCUAAUACAGAUGAACAUGAAGAGCCAGAAGCAUGACAGAAAAAAAAAAAGAGACUUCACCAAGCUCUUAAAUUCCAAUAAAGAAAUGAUUCUGAAAUUAGCCAAGCUAGCGUUUGAGCAACUAAAGAAUAAAAACUUUGUGUUCUAUGAGAAAGAUCUGGAAGCAUCUGGUAUUAAUGUGAGUGAAGACUUUGAGUCCACAGGAAUGCUUACUGAGAUCUUUCAGCAAGAAGCCGGACUUCAUGAGAUGAAGGUCUUCUGCUUUGUGCAUCUGAGUGUUCAAGAGUUUCUCGCUGCAGUGCACGUGUUCCUCUGCUACCUGGACAAGAACAUGGAGGAGCUUCAGUUUUUCUUUGAAGAGAAACAAAGCAGAGUCUGGGACAAAUAUCUGGUUCUCCUUCAGUCUAGAAGACACACUCUCCAAAAUAUUCCUUUGCAUGAUUUACUAAAGAAGGUUAUUGAGAAAGCAAUGCGGAGUCAGAGGGGACAUUUUGACCUGUUUUUGCGGUUUCUGAUGGGCAUUUCAUUAGAAUCCAAUCAGAAAAUGCUCAGAGACCUGUUCACACACCCUGAGGACAGCAAGGACAGCAUCACAAAAACAACUCAACACAUUACAGAACUAUUACAAACCCAGGACAUCUCCCCUGAAACCUCAGUAAACCUGUUUUACUGCUUACUGGAGCUCAAUGACAAUUCAUUAUAUAUGGAAAUCCUGAGCUACCUCCAAACUAAUCCACAAAGAAACCUCACACCUUCCAUGUGCUCAUUGAUGGCCUGUGUAUUGAUGAUGUCAGGGGAGGUGGUGGAUGAGCUCAACCUGAGGAAGCAGACAAGUGAAGGUUACACAAGGCUUCUGCCUGCUGUGAGAUGCUGUAGAAAAGCCAAACUCGACCGGUGUUGUCUCAAUGAUACCUGCUGUGAGACUGUGGCUUUGGCCUUGCAGAUACCAAGCUCACCCCUGAUAGAGCUGGACAUGAGUAGCAAUAACCUGCAGGAUUCAGGAGUGAAGCUGCUCUCUGAUGGACUGAAGAGCCCAAACUGUCAGCUGCAGAUACUGAGUUUGUUAUGCUGUUAUCUGACUGGUGAGUGCUGUGAGUUUGUGGGAUCAGCUCUACAAUCAUCAAACUCCCGUCUGAUAGAGCUGGACAUGAGUCACAAUAACCUGCAGGAUUCAGGAGUGAAGCUGCUCUCUGAUGGACUGAAGAGCCCAAACUGUCAGCUGCUGAAACUGAGAUUGGCAGGCUGUAAACUCACUGGUCAGUGCUGUGAGUUUGUGGCAUCAGCUCUACAAUCAUCAAACUCCCGUCUGAUAGAGCUGGACAUGAGUAACAAUGACCUGUGCGAUUCAGGAUUGAAGCUGCUCUCUGAUGGACUGAAGAGCCCAAACUGUCAGCUGCAGAUACUGAGAGUGGCAUGCUGUAAUCUGACUGGUGAGUGCUGUGAGUUUGUGGCAUCAGCUCUACAAUCAUCAAACGCCUGUCUGAUAGAGCUGGACAUGAGUAACAAUGACCUGUGGGAUUCAGGAGUGAAGCUGCUCUGUGACGGAAUGAAGAGCCCAAACUGUCAGCUGAACAAACUGAGAUUGAUAUACUGUAAACUCACUGGUGAGUGCUGUGAGUUUGUGGCAUCAGCUCUACAAUCAUCAAACUCCCGUCUGAUAGAGCUGGACAUGAGUAAAAAUGAGCUGUGGGAUUCAGGAUUGAAGCUGCUCUCUAAUGGACUGAAGAGCCCAAACUGUCAGCUGGAGAAACUGAGUUUGUUAUGCUGUUAUCUGCCUGGUGAGUGCUGUGAGUUUGUGGGAUCAGCUCUACAAUCAUCAAACUCCCGUCUGAGAGAGCUGGACAUGAGUCGCAAUUACUUGCAGGAUUCAGGAGUGAAGCUGCUCUAUAAUGGACUGAAGAGCCCAAACUGCCAGCUGCAGAAACUGAGGUUUGAGAAUCAUUUCUUUCAGUAUAUUGAUACAUGA